AUGACCUCAUCGUCAUCAACUCGCUCAACAUUUUCCGGACUUUCGGAAGGCUGUUUGAGUGAGGCAGGUUCUAGUGGAUUACAGAAUCAAAGUGCCACGGAAGAAUCACAAGAAGAUUGUCCAAAAUGCUUGGCAAUGAGAUUAAAUACCGUUAUUGCUGAGGAAGCUUUAGCUUCCUUAAGUGGGCAGUUUAAAAAUCUUCAGAAAGAACUAAAAAAAACAGAACAGGUAUCCAAAAUAAACGAAGAGCAGGCGAAAUAUAUUGAUGAGAGGCGUUCAAAGCUAGAAAAGUUAGAAGCGGAACACACAUCACUGUAUGCGGAAUAUGAGAAUUUACGGAUCAGUCAUGACAGUCUAAAAAGGCAGUAUGAUGAAGUGGUUGCCACAGCGCGGAGGAAUCAGCGUUUAAUCGAAGAAUCGGUGAAAUAUCAUGAAACUUGCAAAGUUGCUAUGGAGAAUCUCAUGGCUGAAAAGGAAGCACGUCAAGAGCUGCUUGCAAAGUAUUUAAAAAGUGUCGAAGCCGCGUCAAAAAUAAAUGAUUCAAUGAAACAACUGGAAAAGAAAUGUGUUCAACUACAAGCAGUGAAUGAAAAAUUAGAGCCGUUCAAAUAUCAUUGUCCAGUAGUGCUUCGGCUUCUUCUCGAGUUUGGUGAAAUUAUUGAAAAUAAUGGUUUAAUGACAAAAUCACUACAAAAGCGUCUUGCGCGAUAUAAGGAUAGAGAUGAUUUACGUGAAUAUUUACUUAGAAAGACGAGAAGAUUGACGAAUUUAAGUGAAUCAAGUACAAGAACAAUCGAAGAAAGUAGUGAUGAUGAUGAAUUAGCAAAGGGCGUGGAAAAUUUACUGUUGACGAUUGGUAGUCCACCUCGUCUGAGAUCGCCAAAAAAAUCAGCUAAGGAUGAAAUAAGAAAUGUUGAGAAAAGUAAUGGUCAUUUAACAAACUCAGUGGAAGCAUUGAAUAUUAAAACUGCUGAGAAAGGAAAUUUUUCGAAGAAGCAGUUAGCAAGUGCUGAAACUCUACACACGUCUCUUCCGAGGAUUCAAUCUAAUUCAGAUUUACAUGUGAAAAAGAUGCAAACAUAUAACAAGCAACUGGAAUUAAUUGAAAAGCGGAAAAAGCAAACAUUAUAUACGGAUAUGGAAGAGAAAAAAGUUAUACCUGACGAUUUUAUAAACGUAUGUAUUCCAAGCACUUCAUCUCCAACAAAGACAAACGAGGAACUAGCCGAAAAAGAUAUGCAGCGAGAUGAAUAUGGGUUGCAAAAGAAUAUUCUUCAAGAUAUUUAUGAGAAUAAUUUGAAAUCUGCAAAAGAACAGACAAGCAAAAAUGCUUCAGAAAUGGAGACCUCGGAUCAAAGCAAAGGAGAAAAACAAGUCUCUGAAAAUGCUGAACGGCUUUCCACAUGGCUUAGUUUUGCGCAUUUGGAUCCUCUGCUUCCGGAACUAAGCAGACCAACGUUUUUGGAUGCUGGAACUUCUGAGUUAUCAGGUCAACGGAGUUCGGAUGAUUAUAUGGAUAAUUUGUUUGGACCAUUGUCUCCUAGUAUAUCAAGCAGACGAACAUCAGCGAGUUCAAUUGAAGGUUGCAUUACCCCAAAAAAGAAGAUGAAGUCAAGAUCCGAAAUAACCAGCACAGCUGAUGCAAUAUUAACAACGGCACAAACCUGCUUUUCAGCUGAACCUGUUGCGGGAAGUUCCACAUAUUCCUCUAUAACAGCUAGUAUGGUGCUCGCAUCUGGAACAUCCGAAGAUUCUGGUUCAUUGUGUUGUGUACCUGUAUCCACUACGGAAACUGUUACAGUCAUUCAUGAUGAUCAGGCCGAUAGUGAAUCCUUACAAAAUCUCAGAGUCUUAGAUGAAAUCAAAAAAACACUCUCCGCGGAAGUCCAUGUAUCGACCGUUAGAAAAACGUCAAAACCUACUAUUACUGCUAUUGAUUCAAAGUGUGCUAUGUUAUUAAGGUCACAGAGAAAACGCAAUGGAGCUGAUAUCCAAAAUGAAGAUGAACAUUUAGGAAUUGAAGAUGGCUCUUCGCAAUUGUCAAAAACAAUUACCGCAAAAUGUACUGAUACCAAAGAAGACCAGUUAGAGAAAAAACAAGGUUCCAUGACACAGUUGUCAAGAAGUGAGGAAAUGAUCUCAGAAAGAGAAAUAUUCAGUAGGAAAAGUUGCUUAGAAGAGGAACAGAAUUUCGCAAGACUACCAGAAGAUAUAGUGAAAAAUGUUCUAGAAAUGUCUAGAGACAAAAGCGCUGAGUUAAAAACUAUCCAAAAUGAUCAGAAAUUCGAAGAGUGCAUUGAUAAUCCUAUGUUACAAGAACGAUCAUUGCGACGCUCACCUAGAAAACAAGUACGAAUUGAUUCUUGGUCCUCCAGAGAUAGCGAGGAAUUGGUGAUUGACGUUAAGGAAUUCAUCAGUAUUCAAAAUGAAAUAGGAAAAGAAGUAUUGAAGCAAGAAGAAAAUGUGAAUAUAAAAUCAGGCGAAGAUGCAGGAAAUGAGAUUCUAAAUGAUAACAGUAUAGCAUCACAGAGAGUAUCGGGAAAAGAGACUUCUGAUUUGGCAAUCUUGUGGACAAGGUUAGGUGAAAAGAAGUCAUCAAAAAAUGGAGAUAAUUCGAAGAAGCAUGAAAUUCCAAGCACUACAGAGUCAGGAAACCAAGUUGCUAAGGGAAAGCAUAAUGACUUUCGACCAAUAACAACACGGAUACAGAGGAAAGUAACACUGAAAAAUGGGUUCGAGAAUUCUGAGAUUACAGUCCAGUCUUUAUCAGAGAAUGUUCAAAUUGGGGAAUCCAAAAAAUUAGGCAUUUCGCGGAACAGUAAACAAAUGACAAAUAAGGCAAGAAAACGGAAAUUGGCCGAGGAAGAAGAUAGCAACGCAGAAGACAAGUGGGAAGAUGCCAAUCAAACUACGGAAUCUUGGCAAAAAUCAAAAAUGAUUGAGACUCUUUAUGGGAAGGAGCCAGUGAGCGAAAACAGUGAGAAGGUGAACAAAUCUAUGACAUCCACUAUCAAAGAACAUGGAAUAGAAUUAAGCAAUCUCAAUAAUGAUGACGAUAAUCGAUUGGAAAUUGUUACAGAUGAUGUUGGAGUUUCAUCUAUCAAAAUGGAAAAUGCAUUAGGGUCAGAGAAAAUUAAGACAACAAAAGUAACGACCAAGAAAUCGAUCAAUACCGUGAGGUCAGAAAUGUACAAGAAGAUGCAUAGACGGCUUACAAUGCAGACAUUAUGCAUGAAGGAACUUGGAAGACUUCAAAUACGUAAACCCACGAAAAAGAAGAUGAUUUCCCCAUUAUCAACGAUAAAAAAAGUGGAGCUGCCAAACAUUACACGACGGAAAAGAACAGCAAUAAUGCUUCCUAUUGAAAAAGAUGGAUUGAAGAAAGCCAAAAAUGUAGCUGCGAUUCAACAUGGAGAAGUACGAGUGGGCAAAAGUUCGACAAAAAUUCUAGUUGGGAGUGAUGAGGCUGCUGUGAUGUGUCUGUUUGAUCAGGCACUUUCAGAAAACAACUACAAUGACAAGUUACUUGAAAUAAUCCAGAAGUUCCAGACACCAGUUAUUUCAUCAAUAUCUUGCGAAAAAUUAGCUGAAUACUCUGUGAAGUUUAUAAACAAACUUGAUGUUGGCAAUAUGUGGCACAGUGUCGUGCUUGCAGUUCGUUAUUGGUCGGGUAAACAAAGGGACCGGUGUACAAGUGGUAGAAUCCUGGAACUUCAUCAAGUAGCAUCAUCAAAAGAGCGAAAUUUUAUCGAAGUAUUGCAUCAAUUGAGUGGUGAAGAGCACUGGAGUGAUAUUGUUUCGUUCUUUCUUAGGAAGAUGAUAACAUCAUUGAUGAAAACGCGUCCUGUUUCCGUUGCACAGCAUGGCCUCAAUGUUCGAUGUGUCCUCCUGUGUACUCGAAUACUGCUGCAAGAUGGCUCAAACAAUGAAGUGUUCGAAAAGGUGGAAAACUUAUUGCAACGCUUAAUAGAACGGGAUUCAUCUGAUAGAGUUGUACCGAUGAUGUGUUAUUCGGUUGCAAUUGUUCCCGAAAUUGUUGAUAAACUACUAUUUGAAAAGAAUGAGCAGUAUGAGCCCGUGCGUCGUGUGAUGUCUGUACAUCUUGCUUCAAGAGAUGAGCUUUUAACAAUAUUCAAUAAAGUCAUUAUGUCACGUCUUCUCAAGAAUAGUACGCAUAGCGACACAUGUUUGCAAAAACUUGAUACUGAUAGUUUCCAUCGUUGGUUUGCUGAAUCUAUCAAUAUGGUUGUAACGGACAUACAUGGCCUGGAUUUGGAAACUAUGGAGUUGAGCCCCAGAAUUUCAUCAGCAGUAAUGACGUGUUAUGCAUUAUUCAGUCUAGCUACAGAUCGCUUAAUUCCUGAUAAGGAGGCUGUAGUAUUUCCAGUUCUAAAUGAAUGUAUCCAGAUAAUAUCGGGUUACUUUGAAAGUGAAAAAGAGGGAAGAAAUAAGAUGUCUAGCGAUUCAGCGGGACUACAUUCGCUGCCGGAUUAUAUGUUUGUAAAGACAAUGUUACGUCUUUUACUCUUUGGACGCCUGAUAACAUCAUUUGUUAAAAGCACAGAGUGCUGCAUAUUUCCACGAAUAGCAAAUUUGGUUGAAGAAAUUUAUAAAUUACGAGAGUUCGCAAAACGAAAAUUGGAGCAG
Molecule: messenger RNA, 4647 nt
Organism: Cercopithifilaria johnstoni
Lineage: Eukaryota; Metazoa; Nematoda; Chromadorea; Rhabditida; Onchocercidae
Source: the annotation of a GenBank genome assembly